Vespa mandarinia (Asian giant hornet) is the source of this 1734-nucleotide messenger RNA. RefSeq names its product TBC1 domain family member 19. The record is from RefSeq and is a predicted model, not a curated record. Lineage: Eukaryota; Metazoa; Arthropoda; Insecta; Hymenoptera; Vespidae.
UAUAGAAAUCAUUUCGUUGCGAUGGCGGGAAGGUUUGUUUACAAAUGGCGUUUCAUUAAUUCAUCAUGGCAAUCUGAUAAUGUAAAAUACGUAUACAUAUAAAGGAGAUAAUGAUGGAGAAGUCAAAGGAAAAUUUCUUAGAAAAAUCUGCUGAAAAAUUAACGAAAAAUGUACAGAAUAUGGCCAAUUAUCGAAGUCUUUAUAAUGAAAUUCAAAGACUCGUUGCUUCGACUGUUGUAAAAAAAAACGAUUUUGAAAAUACUCUGAUCGAUGCUCUCAAAGUAAAUGGAUUAGAAACACAACUUAGAAAUACUGUGUUUCAUUGGGCACGAUCGCAGGAUUCAUUAAGAUCAAAGCCAAUACAUCUCACUGAAAAUGCUGAUUUGAUUUACUUGAAAAAAGUUCAAAUUCAAUGGGAACGUCGUAUUCAAAAAUCUUUAAAUUCCAUGUGCAGUGAAUUGAAUGUUCCAUUAGCUCGUAUAAGACCCAAUGCAGAUAGAGAGGAACUUGGUGAAAAAUGGAACGAACUUAGUACUUACGAUAUCGAUUUGUCUCAAUAUAGGCCAUUAUAUGCUCCAAAAGAUUUUUUAGAAGUAUUGUUUUCUAUACGAGAUCCAGCCUUUAAGAAACAUCCCGAGGAAUUAAAUUGGGAUUUUAGUCAUAUACAAAUUCGUGUAAGAACACUCGCAGAACUGAGAUGUUUGUACGUUGAAUUAGCUCAAGGCAUGCCUUUGCUCGGUGUUAAUCCUGAUAUGCCUGCUGCAGGAAAUUUUAUAAAUUUAGAAGCUGAAAGAACUCAUCUCGGUGAAAAAGUAUUAAGUACAAAUUAUGCGCCAAUCGCUCAAGAAUUUUUAAAAAGAGGAGCACCACGUGCUUUAAGAGGACGUCUCUGGUCUCUCGUUUUAGGAUCAACCAUUAAAGACAACGACAUCGAAUAUUACGACGAAUUGAAAACUAUGGUCUUACAAUAUGAUAUCGUUGUUGAUAAAUUAAUUAUAAAGGAUGUACAAUUAACAGCAAGUAACGAUGAUCAAUAUUUCGUUUUUGAAGAUGUUCUUUAUAAAACAAUGCUGUGUUUUUCAAGGGACUCGGAAGUAUUAACUCCGGUUACUACCGACAGAAGUGCAGGUGGUCAAGUGAUACAUGCGGUUUUACAAGGGAAACCUGCAACCCUAGAAAAUACUUUAGUAUUCCCUCCAAGUGGUGUUAUACCAUUCCAUGGAUUUACGAUGUAUGCCACUCCUUUCUGUUAUUUGUACGAUGACCCAUGCAUCAUGUAUUAUACUUUUCGAGCAUUUUAUCUACGUUAUUGGUUUCGUCUUCACACAGUUUCGAGUCAUGAGCAAGGUAUAGUUGCAUUAUGUUUAUUAUUUGAAAGAUUAUUACAAUGUCAUGAACCACUGUUAUGGGCCCAUUUUAAGAACAUACAUCUACAACCAAUUAAAAUAGUAUUCAAGUGGUUGAUGAGAGGUUUCAGUGGUCAUUUACCACCCGAGCAAUUAUUAUGUUUAUGGGAUUUAGUAUUAGGAUAUGAUUCUUUAGAAAUAAUAGCUCUUCUUGCAGUGACGAUUUUAAGUUUUAGAAAAGAAAAUUUGAUGCAGGUCAAUAAUCAGCACAACGUAGAAGCAAUUUUAGCGGAUUUAUCAUCAUUAAAAGUAAUACCGUUGUUGCAAUUAGUCUUAUUGAAAGAAUAAUUAGAUCGUUCUUAUUGAAAUCGAAGAAAAAAUAAUAUCA